Molecule: messenger RNA, 1359 nt
Organism: Drosophila grimshawi
Lineage: Eukaryota; Metazoa; Arthropoda; Insecta; Diptera; Drosophilidae
Product: lipase 3
Exons: 2
Coding region: 44-1249 (401 amino acids)
Biological process (GO): lipid metabolic process
Molecular function (GO): hydrolase activity, acting on ester bonds
Source: RefSeq, a predicted model, not a curated record
AUCUAAUUGCAGCGGUCAAUUAAGUAAAACAUAUCUGUUGAGAAUGGGGCUCCUCCAAUUUCUUGUUGUUCAGCUAUUUCUGGCUUUUAUUGUUACGGCUUUGCCUCCCAAUGCCGGACGGAGUAGUUCAGUAACAACGGUGUCUCUUGUGAAGAAGUUUGGUUAUCCAAUCGAGGAGCAUCAAGUGCAAACAUCCGAUGGAUAUAUUCUGACAAUGCAUCGCAUACCCUACUCUUCAAAAACGGGCAACGUUGGUGGUGAACGUAAGGUUAUGUUCCUUCAGCAUGGUUUGCUCUGCUCCUCGUCGGACUGGGUUCUGAGCGGACCAGAAAAUGGCUUGGCCUUCAUCCUAUCCGAUGCUGGCUAUGAUGUCUGGAUGGGCAAUGCUCGCGGCAACACCUACUCGAAGAAGCAUGCGACCAAGUCGCCACUGUUUCAGCCAUUCUGGAACUUUGAAUGGCACGACAUUGGCAUCUAUGAUCUGCCAGCGAUGAUUGACUACGUUCUAUACAUGACCGGGGAGCAGAAAUUGCAAUAUGUCGGUCACUCGCAGGGCACAACUUCCUUCUUUGUGCUUAACUCGAUGGUCAAGAGAUUUAAGAGUCGCAUUCGUUCGGCCCAUUUGCUGGCUCCGGUUGCCUGGAUGGAGCAUAUGGAGAGUCCGCUCGCUAAGGUAGCAGGACCUUUGCUUGGACAGCCUAAUGCACUUGUGGAACUAUUCGGUAGCGCUGAGUUUAUGCCCAGCACAAAGGCUAUGGAGUUGAUGGGUUCGAUUAUGUGCAGAGACCAAGCCGUCUCUCAAGUUAUCUGCACCAAUUCGCUCUUCCUAAUGGGUGGCUGGGACUCACCAUAUUUGAAUGCAACAAUGAUUCCUGAUAUCAUGGCCACAACGCCAGCGGGCUGCUCCAUCAAUCAGCUCUUCCACUACCUGCAGGAAUACCAAUCCGGCUAUUUCCGCCAGUUCGACUAUGGCAGUAUCAGAAACAAGAAGGAGUAUAAUAACAAGGCACCCCCGAACUAUGACGUUGAGGGAAUGGAUGUACCGAUCUAUCUCUACUACAGCGACAAUGACUACUUCGCCAGUCUGAUUGAUGUGGAUUUGCUGAGGCGAACCAUGAACCCAAGUGCUCUGAAGCGGGCUUAUCGCAUGCCUGAGGCUAAGUGGAAUCACCUAGACUUCCUUUGGGGUCUGAAUAUCAAAGAAAUACUUUACGACACCGUUCUGGACGACAUCAUAAAUGCAGAUUAAUAAUAAUAACCAUAAUAAAUGUAACACGCUAAUUUCAACUAAAAAUGUUUUAUAAGUCUAUUUUUAUCAGUCUUCUGGGUUCCAAUUAAAAAAUUAUAUUUUAGAAAGUA